Gorilla gorilla gorilla (western lowland gorilla) is the source of this 10984-nucleotide messenger RNA. RefSeq names its product CUGBP Elav-like family member 3 (gene CELF3). The record is from RefSeq and is a predicted model, not a curated record. Bases 1182 to 2435 code for a protein of 417 amino acids. Gene Ontology annotation, molecular function: RNA binding. The transcript has 13 exons. NCBI's taxonomy places the organism in Eukaryota, Metazoa, Chordata, Mammalia, Primates, Hominidae.
GGUUUUUGUUGAGGAGAGCGCGGCCGGAGAGCAGAGCUCCGGGACCCAGGUGACCGGGAAAGCAGGCAGCCCCAGCGGCGGGAGCAGCCGGCAGCAGCCCAGGCCCGGGGACUGGGGUGGGGGUGGGAGGGGGGCUGAGGGGAGGACCUGAAGGGGGGCGGCAGGGCAAAAGGGACCCCUGGAGCCCUGCCGCCAUCAGAGAUCAAGCAUCUGGCAUCAGGGAUCUUCGGACCCAGCAGAAGGAUCCGCCACAGGGGAGGUGUCCUCCCAGGGAAGCCAACGAGAGAUUCACCUGCCCCACAUCAGGAGUGGGCCCCCCUCACUGACGCUGCUGGCAACCAUAGCAGGCCCCUUAACCCCUCAGUCUCCUCCCCAUCACCCUCCUCAGGCCCUUUCCCCGCCUCCAGCUCUCAUCUCAACUCCCAGUUCCCAGCCCUCUAAGCCCUAGCACCCCCGGCUACCACCUAACCCUCCAGGUCUUGGCCAUACUCACCCCCAUCCUGGGACAUUUGCCAGAUCUCUGGGAGGGAGAUCGUUUGUUUGGGCGAUGCCCCCUGGUGGCAUGACAGCGUCUGCCUAGACCCCUGACCCCUAGCACUCAACUCCCUGGGCCUCCUUUGUGUGAAGAGCCGCCCCUCUGCUUAGCAGCGUGGUUGGGGGCCAAAGGGAAAGCCAGCCCCGGCUGGACCCCCGGGCCCCACCACUUAUCUCCUUGCUGGGCAGCUCCCCUUGGCCUUUGGGCCUCUCCCUGCUCCCCUCGGCCCCUCCUCCUGGGCCGCCUCAAUGAAGGAGCCGGAUGCCAUCAAGCUGUUUGUGGGGCAGAUCCCGAGGCAUCUGGAGGAGAAGGACCUGAAGCCCAUCUUCGAACAGUUUGGUCGGAUCUUUGAGCUGACUGUCAUCAAGGACAAGUACACCGGGCUGCACAAGGGUGAGGGGUCGGGCAGGCUGAAGAGGCUUCGGGGUGGGCUGGGAGGCUGGGGGAAGUUAAGCCAGGCUGGAGGGGUGGAGCCGCUGGGAAGGGCUGAUGUGGAAGGAGAAGAGUUCAGGCCUGAGGAAAGUGGAUGGAGGAGCUGAAAAAGAACUCAGCUAGAGUGAUCAGGAAACCCCGGUGAAGGACUAAGGAGGGCCUCUUUUGGCUGAAGAGUUGUCAAGACGGCUGCAAAGAUGUGGAUCCCAGACAUAUGGGAUGUGCCUUCCUGACAUACUGUGCCCGGGAUUCAGCCCUGAAGGCCCAGAGCGCCCUGCACGAACAGAAGACGCUUCCAGGGAUGAACAGGCCGAUCCAGGUCAAGCCAGCCGACAGCGAGAGCCGAGGAGAAGACCGGAAGCUCUUUGUGGGGAUGCUAGGGAAGCAGCAGACAGAUGAGGACGUCCGGAAGAUGUUUGAGCCCUUCGGGACCAUCGACGAGUGCACUGUGCUCCGGGGGCCAGAUGGCACCAGCAAAGGCUGUGCCUUCGUGAAGUUCCAGACCCACGCUGAGGCCCAGGCGGCCAUCAACACCCUUCACAGCAGCCGGACCCUGCCAGGUGCCUCGUCCAGCCUGGUGGUGAAGUUUGCUGACACCGAGAAGGAGCGAGGUCUCCGCCGCAUGCAGCAGGUGGCCACCCAGUUGGGCAUGUUCAGCCCCAUCGCCCUCCAGUUUGGAGCCUACAGCGCCUACACCCAGGCCCUGAUGCAGCAGCAGGCGGCCCUGGUAGCGGCUCACAGUGCCUACCUCAGCCCCAUGGCCACCAUGGCUGCCGUGCAGAUGCAGCACAUGGCUGCCAUCAAUGCCAAUGGCCUCAUCGCCACCCCCAUCACCCCAUCCUCAGGAACCAGCACCCCUCCUGCCAUCGCUGCCACGCCUGUCUCUGCCAUUCCGGCUGCCCUGGGCGUCAACGGCUACAGCCCGGUGCCCACCCAGCCCACUGGGCAGCCUGCCCCUGAUGCUCUGUAUCCCAACGGGGUUCACCCCUACCCAGCCCAGAGCCCCGCGGCCCCCGUGGACCCCCUGCAGCAGGCCUACGCGGGGAUGCAGCACUACACAGCAGCCUACCCAGCAGCCUACAGCCUGGUUGCACCUGCGUUCCCGCAGCCUCCAGCCCUCGUCGCCCAGCAGCCCCCACCACCGCCUCAACAGCAGCAGCAGCAGCAGCAGCAGCAACAGCAGCAGCAAAGAGAAGGCCCUGAUGGCUGCAACAUCUUCAUCUACCACCUGCCCCAGGAGUUCACUGACUCAGAGAUCCUCCAGAUGUUUGUCCCCUUUGGCCACGUCAUCUCAGCCAAAGUCUUUGUUGACCGGGCCACCAAUCAAAGCAAAUGUUUUGGCUUUGUGAGUUUCGACAAUCCGGCCAGUGCCCAGGCUGCCAUCCAGGCCAUGAAUGGCUUCCAGAUCGGCAUGAAGCGCCUCAAAGUCCAGCUAAAGCGGCCUAAGGAUGCCAACCGGCCCUACUGAGGGCCCCCAGGUCUGGAGAUCCCAGAGGAAGGGGCGCCUCACACCCUCUUCCCACGACUGGCCCCGGCCCUCUCCGCACACCUGCCCUGGGCCUUGACUGGGUUCUGGGGCAAACGCUGCUUCGUGGCCCCCGGGGGCACAAGACACCGGCCCCUCCCACCCCCCUGCCUCUCUGAAGGGCCGUGGCUAUGCUUCCCUGGCUCCAAGGGCCCAUUUCCUCCUAGAUGCCCUUUUGGCCUUUGUGAGGGAGCGAGGAACAGGCUCGAAGGUUCCGGGGUAUCUGCCUUCUGCUGGGCUCCUGUGACAGGCCUUCUGUGCCCAGCGUUUGUACUUGCCUCCCCCAACAGUGGGCCUGUUCUACCCGUGCAGGCCCCAGGAGAGCCGCAGGGGCCUGCCACACACUCCCAGCUCACCCUCACCCCAGCCUCUUCCCCACAUUAGGGGUUUCUUGGAAGCUGGCUCUCACUCCCCUCCACCCUCAGCUAGAGGUAGGAUAUCCCUGAUUCCUGGGCUCCCAGCCCUAAAACUCACUGCCUCCCCCAAGGGCCCCCUCUAAGGAGGGUGUGGGGGAGCCCUGAGGGCUGCCUCUCUGCCAGCCACAGAGACCCUCCUCCUUUCAUGAGGAAAAGACCUUCCCCUGAACCCCUAAAAAUGUUUACAGUCUCUGCUGGUUCCCUCUGUGUAAAUACCACUACCACCCGUGCGUUAUCCAGCCCGCCCGGCCUGGCCCGGACGCUGCCAUCUCUCUUUCUGGGAGUUUAGACAAUGUUGCCCUUGGAUUUUUUUCUCUCUCUUAAUUUCUCCCUUUGCUUUGGGGGGUAAUUGGGUAUUGGGAGGAGGGGUGUGGGGAGGGGUCAAGGGGUUUAUUACCUGUUCAUUUUCUUUAGGAAGAGGUUUUAGGGAAAAGAAAAUGGGGUGGGGGUGGGGGUGGUAAGGGGAGACCGGGGAGUCAGUUUCAGACAGUUCUCUAUGCUUAACUUAUUUAUUUAUUGCAUUUUACUUUUAAAGAGUUGGUCUUUUCUGUCUAAAUAAAGAAAAAAGUUUAAAAGCAUCAAAUAAGAGUCUUGGAAGGUUGAGGGUAGGGGAUUGUUCCCUACCCACACUGGGAAGGGGGAGGGAGGUAGAGAAUGAGGUUUGAGAGAGAAAAUCCCAUCAGGGAAGGCCGGGCCCUUGCUUUUGAGCAGCAUCCAGGCCUUGUUCAUGGCUUCAUGAUCCUGUCCUUCAGCCCUUCUUUGGGGCUUAAUUCUGGAAUGUCCUGCAGAGUUGGGCACAAGGAGAUCUCCCCUGUCGGGGGCUCUCCCCUGUAUCCAGCUCUGUCCCUCUGAAGGCUGAGGACUUGCAGUCUCACUUCUGGACCUCCAUUUCUGCACAGAGGCCAGUGUGGAUACCGGGAGCCAGUUGUGACACCACCAUUUACUAACCACUGCUCCAUAUGUGAUUCUGUUCCAAGUCCUUAUUGUGCAUUUCCUCAUUUUACCUCCUAACAACCUUGUGAGGCAGGCUAUAGUUUAUUUAUUUUACUUAUUUAUUUUGAGACAGGGUCUCACUCUGUCACUCAAGCUGGAGUGUGAUGGUGAGAUCAUAGCUCACUGCAACCUUGAACUCCUGGUUUAGGGGAUCCUCCUGUCUCAGCCUCCUAAGUAGUUAGGACUAUAAGUGGCUGCACCACCACUCCCAGCUCAUUUUUAAAAAUGGUGUUUUUUUUUUUUUGUAGACAGGGUCUUGCUAUGUUGCCCAGGCUGAUCUCGAACCCCUGGGCUCAAGCAAACCUCCCGCCUUGGCCUCCCAAAGUGCUCAGACUACAGACAUGAGCCACCACGCCCAGCCUAGGUAGGAUAUAAUUUUAUAGAUGGGAAAAGGAGGCCUGGAAGGUUAACUAACUUCCCUGGAGUCAUAAAGCCAGUAAGGCAUGGCUGUAGGAGUUGAACCCAGUUUGUCAGAUUCCAAAGCCCAUGAUGUUCUCUUCUUACCUGUUCUUUGACCUGAGGCAAAGAUCCCAAGAAGUAGCAAGCAGGCUUAGGAGUGAGUCCUUCAGGUAGAGGGUGGACUGCAUAAGCCCUAAGUCCCUCCACUUCCUAGAUUCUUCUCUGUGAGCUGCUUUAGGGCAGGCUCAGGAUCACACAGGUGUCUUCUUUGACUUCACAGAACAUGUGCUUCUAGGCUGCUACCCCACCCUCAGUCUUCAUCAUUAGUAAGCAGCACCACUAGGUACCUACUCAAGCCAAAACUUGGAUUACACCCUUUCUCUCAUGUCUCCUCCCCAAUCCAACUGCAAAGCCCUACUAAGUCUACCUCUAAAGUAUUCAGCUGAUUUACUUACUCAUGUCUCUGCAUCUCCACAGCCAUCAACACUGUCCACGUCACAUUGCUCUCAUCUGUCUCCAUGUUUCUUUUCCUGCUCUCCUACAAUUUGUUCUCCCAAGAAGCCAAGAGUCAUCUUUUAAAAGUUAAUUCACCAACAUUUACUACCCAGUCUGCUUUGUCCAGCACUGUAUCCUGGUCACCCUAAACAGUGCCCCAAAUAUUAGACAUUGCUUAGUAAAUAAGAAAUGACUGUUGGACAUCUAUACUGGAUUUCCCAUCCGUAUCUACAUCAUCAUAGGGCCAAUGCUAAAACUUUCUCCCAUAAAGUCCCGACUCAUAUAUUUCUAUUUUCUAGUCACAUAGACAGAAAACCUCAAGAGUUUUUAGUACUUUCGCAUAAACUCAAUGGUAUUAAAUCAUUUAAGAUUUCACUUCCACAAACUUUCUCAUAUCAUUUCCCUCUUUUCAAUUAUCGCUGCCUACACUUAUUAACUGAGUAAUCAUAGCAAUUUCCUAAUUGGUCCUUCUGUCUAUGUUCUGAAGCAUCAAUCUUUCUAAACUGCAGCUAAUAAAAAACAAAACUUCUCUGCUGCUGUUUUUUGUUGUUUUUCAUAGAACACCUCAGCCUGGCAUUCAAGGCUCUUCGAAGCCUUACUUUCCACUUCAUUCCUACACAUACCCAAAUAGAACUAUUCAUUGUUCUCUAGGCAAGUUUGGUCCCUUUUCUCCCAUGUCUUUUCAUUCCCAGUUACUACAGUGUCUGGCACAUAAUGGCUCAAUAAAUGUUUGUUGAAUGCCUUCUUGUUGAAAUCCUUCUCACACUAAAACAGUUCACCUUAAACACUGCUUUCUUCAUGAAAAUCUUAACGGCCCUCAUCCACAGGUCUUUCUCCUUCCUUUUCUAGUCCUUAUGGCACUUAAACCUUUCACUGCUGUGUAUCAUGGCCAUGCGUAAGUGUCUCAUUCUUCUGUGAGCCUGUAAGCUGGCAGAAAUGUUUCUUUCUUUGCUUUUGUGUCUGUUGCAGUAUCUCAAACAAUCUCCCCACCCCACCCCCAACAGCAGAUACCUAAUAAAUGUUUGACUUUAACCACUGUAACUCUAAUUCUGGAAUUCCACUUUGUUCUUCUUUAUGGACUCUUUGCUUAGGAAAGUUAACACUUCCCCCCUUCAUUAGCACAGUAGUGUUUCUUAGAUUUUAAAUAUCCAAAGCUAAUGGGUGGGUGAAUGAAUGAGCCCCUGAACAAUGUCUCUUCCCAAACUGCCAAACAAAGUGCCACAAUGGUCCUUGGUCUUAUGGUCAUCAGUUAGGGAACAAAAGCGUGUGAUCGGAAGUUGUAAAAAUAAUAAUAAAUGGAGCUUUAUAAAAAAAUUAAAAUGUCUCACCCACCACAAAUGCUGAGCUUUUCAGACCAGAGUCAGCUCAUAAACAAAUGUGCAGAGAGGAACAGGUACUCUUGAGAGAAGGUAAUUAGGCCCCAGCCCCUCAGACGCCUCUGUAAAAGCAAAAGGCAGUAGGACCACCCUUCUUCUCAGGAGUGUGGGAGCAGGGGAGAGUAAGGCCACCCACAGUGCCUAGUUUUGUGCUGGACAGUUCAGUAGUCAUAAUGUGUUCCUUUCAGUCCAGAUCCCAAAGAGAAAAACUUUCCCGAUUUACCUGAAAAAGUAUAUACCUGUUGCUGGGGGUGGAGAGGAGGGUCCAUUGCUAAGAUCUGUACCAAAGGCUCUGCCAGGCUCUAUCUGCAUGGCAGAGAAAGGAAUCCUGUGAAUCUUCAAAGGAUUUUUGUGCAAGCUUGCAGAUGGGAGGGGUAAGCCCAAUCACCUCUGAGAUCUGAAGGAGAAGAAGGAAUUUUCAAAGGAGCCACUGGGAAGAGAACUGCAAACCAAGGGCCUCCUGUGGCUUCUUUCCUCACCCUUCUCCAUUCCCUGUACUCAAAAAACUGCCACACUAGUUACCUGGGGAAACUGGUUAGAUGUUUCUUCUUUUCAGACUGACCACUCUGACUCAAAUCUCAAAGGUCCCUGUUCACUUCUUCCCACACAACCCAAAGGAUUUGUAGUCUAGGAAACCAAAGAAGUGUUUGAUCAAUAAAUCAAUUUAUUUAAAAGAAUAUGUUACAAUUAAUUACACUAAGUGACAUUACCAAACAAUUUUAGAGUGGUUAGCUCUAGAACAAGGAAUGAAAGAAACACUGUUAGCCAUUAUUGUGUCUGUGUAUUUUCUCUUCACAUUUCUUAAAUCACAAAUAAAAAAUACAAGAUACUGCAGUGAAAAUACAAUUAGAGUUUCUCUGAAAUAAAUUAAAUGUGCAUGGCCUGGGAAAAACUGAAGCCCAGCUCACUGGCUUAAAAGGGGGUCAUGAUAUAAAAUUAAUGUCCAAGUUUAGCAGGCGGCCAAGUGCCCCCACCCCGUAUCACUCCCUUCUUUGAUUCUAUUCCUUACCACAGCCCUGACCUUCCCACAUACCCUAGAUUAUUGCUGAGGAGUGAGCUGAUGCUGUCCUGGCAGCAAAGAGGCCUGGCGUGAUGUGCUCAGGUUUAGGGGAACAGGAAGUCAAGAGGUGGACCUGGAAGAUGGGGAGCUAGAGAAGCAUACCCACUACCUCUCUUCUCCCUCCCUCUCUCUGAGUGUUCUAUCACAUCAUCCUCCCAAAGGAAGCUACUGUGACACAAUGAAGCUGGUGAAGAAACAGCAGUAUGCUGGGGUCAACGGAUCAAAGAGCUUCUACUGCUGAAUGAAUCUAGCCAAACAGUAUGAUGGCGAGAAGGGAGGGCACAGCAGUCCCUCCUGGUCUGGAAAAUUCAGGUCAACUAGGAUGCAGUCCCCUUCAAGAAAACUACCUCCUAGGAGCCCAGCCCAGAAGUUGGCAAAUUCUGAGAUAGGAGAGAGUGUCAUCUCCUGUCAGUGCCCUAUUUUGCUGCUCCAAGUGCUGGGUUUGGAGCUACAGGAAGGGAUAACCCAAAGCUACUGGCCUGGGUAACUAAAGGAUGAAACUAAAUGGGCCAGGCAUGAGGAUGUUGGAAUAUUUAUCUAAUUCCUCCCUGAGAGCUCGGUCCAGGCCUAGGAGCUGCCCUGAGCACGCACACAUCUGUACCUGUGUUUAGGCCUAGGGUAAGGACAGGGUGGAAAAAUGGAGAAUAGAAUAAACAUAUAAAGAGCAGAGGGCCCAAAGCAUGGCCCAAGGGAACCUUUCUGCAGGGACAGGUUUCUCAGGGUCUACAUUUUCUCCUGGGCCAUAAAAAGCUCUGAGCUUCUACCCCAGAGGAUAGAAACCAAGUGUGGAGGAAGGCCAGUGAGAGACCAGGAGGAUCCUGCUGGUUCUGCUGGGAUGAAGCUGGGGGCACUGGGAGACCCCCUCUUCCCAGGGACAAAUUGCAAAAGAAGUCUGGGUAGAAGCCUCCCUGGGCAGAAGCUGGGACUAAGAAGAACAGUAGGGAUUACAGAAAGGAAGUGCAGAGGAAGGGGAGAGAGAAGAGUCACAACUAACACUGCUUCAUGCAAAGAAGGGCUUGAUCCUAUGGGAUCCACGCAGCCACGGGGAACCCGCCUCCAUCACCCAAGGCCGUGCAUGGGUGGAAGAGAAGGCGCUGUCCUUUGGGGUGCUCUCCUUCCCCACCUCCUUGCUGCAGCUGGGUGCUUUGUUACUGGGACACUUUCAAGAAGGGCUGUUCCUAAAUAUAUUCUGCCAACAGGCCAACUACCUAUAGUACCCUCACCUAAUCUCCAAAGCACCAAGUGAAUGCUAUGCCAGAAAGGGAACAUAACACCAUCUACCCAUUCUAAGGGGCCUCCAAAUCCCUAUGUCUCAUGUCUGAAGGUCAGCAUUCAAGCUGUCGCAUGGAAUCCCAGCUCUGUUCAUUACUGUCCCACUCUGAGCGAGUAGGGGCAAAUUGCUAUUUUUACAGUUUGAACAAAGCUGGUGCCACGUCUCUUUAGCAUCUAGGAGUGGGAAAUCAACAUGUCUUCUUUUCAGGGUCCUUUGGCUCAUUUUAAAUUCAUUUAAGUCAAAAGAAGUUAGUUCUGUGUCAAAGUCUUCAAAUUAGGGAUCCCUCUGAAACUUUACACAUUCAGCAUUCUUACGUUUUGUACUCUGUGAUUUCACCUAGAUUUGGAGAAGGUGAGGGAGGAAAGGCUGUCCUCUUUGAUCCCAUACCAUGCAGGGGCAAAUGGCUGCCAGCAUAACAAAAUAAGAAAGAAAGAAAGAAAAGUGGGCCAGGCGCAGUGGCUCACUCCUGUAAUCCUAGCACUUUGGGAGGCCGAGGUGGGCAGAUUACUUGAGGUCAGGAGUUCAAAACCAACCUGGCCAUCAUGGUGAAACCCCGCCCUACCAAAAAUACAAAAAAUUAGUGGGGCGUGGUGGUGUACGCCUGUAAUCCCAGCUACUUGGGAGGCUGAGGCAGGAGAAUCGCUUGAACCCAAGAGGCAGAGGGUGCAGUGAGCCGAGAUCGUGCCACUGCACUCCAACCUGGGCGACAGAGCAAGACUCUGGAAAAAAAAAAAAAAAAAAAAAAACAGAAAAAAAGGAAGGAAGGAAGGGGAAAGAAAAGUGGCCUCACAAUGAUUUGCAACAACAAAUUACAAAAAAGAGAUGAAAGAAGGAAAGCAAAAGAAGGAAAGCAAGAGAAAGAAAGAAAGAAAGAAAGAAAGAAAGAAAGAAAGAAAAAGUGGCCUCACAAUGAUUUGCAAUAACAAAUUACAAAAAAGAGAUUUUCCAACCACCCCAACACUGCUUAGUAGAACUGACUACAACCAAUUAUGACUGUCUCCCAAUUAGAGCAAAAGAUGCCAUCCUAGGAAGGUUUUUGUUUAGAAAGGGGAGAAGGGAAAAAGAAAAGGCUCAAAGAUGUGUUUUAGUUGCAUCUGAGCCUGACUUGGUGCUUCUUAUGCAUUAUCUACAGAGCUUAGGGGCUGGGAAUAUUGUCCUACCCCAAUUAGCCCUGGCUUCUGAUCCUGGGAUGCAGCUCUUAAGUCUCAAAGGGUCUAGCUGCAAGACCAGAUGAGGAGCUCUUUAACGGACAGAAAGCAGAAAGGUUUUCCUUCAGUCUCCUUUCAAUUAAAACUUGGGAGAUCCAAUCUAAUCAACCAUAUUCCUACUACUCCUUCCUAGGUCCUCAGCUGGCUUGGAUGGGGCUAUCGUUUGGUUGGCACAGACCACUGACCCACUGCAAGUUUCCCCAAGGCCUUGAAGAUACUAUUGGAUCCCUUCCCAUCACUGCUGUUUAAGGAAGUCACAGAGAAUGCCGUAGUUAUGGGUGGUUAUUGGUCAGGAAUGGAGGAGGUAAAACCUCAUGUACAUAGGGCGUUGCUUGCUUUCUUUCCUCUAUUUAAGUCCAACCUGUGUGCCUAAGGUAUCAGCUUAACUCUGGUCCUGAGUACCAUCCCUGCUGCAAAAAAGGCAGGGAAGGACACAGUGGCUCAUGCCUGUAAUCCCAGCACUUUGGGAGGCUGAGACAAGAGGAUCACCUGAGGCCAGGAGUUUGAGACCAGCCUGGGUAACACAGUGAGACCCUGUCUCUACAAAAAAAUUUUAAGAAGAAUUAGCCAGGUGUGGUGGUGCACACCUGUAGUCCCAGCUACCCAGGAGGGUGAGGCAGAAGGAUCACCUGAGCCCAGAAUUCAAGGUAACAGUGAGCUAUGUUCAUGCCACCACAUUCCAGUCUGGGCGACAGAGUAAGACCCUGUCUCAGAAAAAAAAAAAAAAAAAAAAAAAAAAGGCAAGGAAAACAGGAAAUUACUACCAUGAAGUGUUUCAGGUUCAGGUUCCCAUGGCAUCAACCUCCUGAGCCAGGGUCGGUUGAGGGAAAGCAUACCGAGGCUCUAGGAAAGCAGGAAGGAGGUGCAGAAUGUGGCUAGAAAGCCAGGAGUGAGAGAAAUAGAUGGAUCAAAAAAAUUGUCACGGAAUCAAGAGACCAUACCAGGACUUCAGGCUCUCCCUGCAGAACCACAGCCUGUUAACCUUGAGAAACACACCUCUUUCUCCUCCCCAACACCCUCUUGGAAGAUAAAGAAACUAUACUCCUUGUUCCUAGACUCUAUGGCAACCCAUGAGCCGGAAUCUAUACUCAAUACAAAAAAAGGGGCAAAAAUCCAAGCAGGUUGUAAACUUUUCAAGUCCUUCAUGAGGAGAGGUAUUUUUCCCGGUAAAAUGCUUUUUUUUCCUUUUUAAAGUUUGUUUCAAAAGAAAGAGAGCACAAGAGAGGUCAUGGAUUCUAGUGAAAGAUGUGUAAAAACACAAGCUAGAAAAGG